This is a messenger RNA of Daphnia pulex (common water flea), 3600 nucleotides long. Its product is annotated as G protein-activated inward rectifier potassium channel 3-like. The record is from RefSeq and is a predicted model, not a curated record. Gene Ontology annotation, cellular component: plasma membrane. Lineage: Eukaryota; Metazoa; Arthropoda; Branchiopoda; Diplostraca; Daphniidae. Bases 1649 to 3073 code for a protein of 474 amino acids. Gene Ontology annotation, molecular function: inward rectifier potassium channel activity. The transcript is spliced from 7 exons. Gene Ontology annotation, biological process: regulation of monoatomic ion transmembrane transport; potassium ion import across plasma membrane.
CCAACCAGUCCCACUCUUUUAUCCCCAGUCUGUCGUCGUAUUUCGUACAGCACACAACAGUGAGCUGCUGGCCUUUCCAUAUUAUUAUCAACCUCAUUCGGUUAUUUUUCUUUCGUCUUAACAUUUGUAUGAGUGCAAGGAAACACAUUUUUGCUUUUUUUUUAAAACAAACAACCAGUGGCCUGGCUUCUUUAACAUUUUUCUUCACACCAGUUGUUAUCAAAAUUAUUCAGUUAAUAAUUUCGUCUGCUGCCAAAGCCAACGGAAUGCCCUGUUGACCUUGUUGGUACAACAACAUUAAACGGUAACUUUUAAACGGCCAUCGACAGACACACACACACGUACAACAUUUCAUCAUGAAAUUGAACAAACAAGAAAGCGACGACUGCAACGCUCCGGUAUGGCAGCAACUUCUUCCGACAUCCGUUCCAACAUCGGUGGUGGAGAGUGGUGAAGUACGAGUCAACAUUCCCUGUGCAGAUGCAACUACUCCGGAUGAAGAAAAACCCAGAAAAGCCAGUAAUUGGUUUCCGUCAUUCGCGCCCUCGUGGAGCGAACGACAGAGUUUACGUAAUAACGGAACAGGAGAAGAAGUCUUCCGGCCGAAAAUCAAGAGCACAUCCAGCAGCACCGGAUCGACCGAUGGAGAUCAACCACCCAAAUCUUCCACAGAGAAGAGAUCAUCCAGUCCGCUCAUGAGGUAAUUAAUUUUAUUUAGUUUCUUCUUUCACUUCGUCUGAGAUUCGUAUAUUAUCAAUCUUGUUUUUCUUCGGUCUGCUGCGGAUGUGCUCGCCUUCCUUGGCAUUCGCUAUCUCAAUUAAAGAAUCAAGCUCCUCCCACAAACCACAUGACGUGAUAAAAGCAAACAAUCUGUUUUCUUCACGCCUUUGCAGAUAAGGCCGAGUCGUUAAUGUUUUGCAAACAAAAAAGGGAUAUCCAAUGGGUUCAAUUAGGGAUCACAUUCGUGUUUCAAUGAAUAAGGCAUCAAGUCAACUUGGAAGAAAAUGAACUGGUUCGAUCCACACGGAUCAAAGGUCUCCAAGAUAGAUUUUUACUGGGUCCUAGCUCGUUGCGAUUGUUUGAUAGUAUAGUAUAGUGCCCGAUUUGAUGAACGGAAUUGUCAAGUAGUCGCCAAGAUAUUUUUUUAAAUUUAAGAAUUCAUCGUGGGAUGUUGUAUCGGUUCCCGCCGAGAAGCGGUUUGAUCCGGCUCCCGUUGCCUAUUGCAACUUCGUGAUUUUGUGCAGGGAAACGUGAAAUUUUUGGCAGCUAUUUGUCACUCUUAAUAGAAAGUUCCUGACAAUCCCCUAGAAAAGUUUUUGACUUUUAUAGAGAUUUUGAUCUGAUGGAUCUACGAUUUUUUCCUGGUUUCAAAAAAACGGCUGUACGAACCAAUUUUAACAAUGAAUAAUGCCGCAACACGUUCUUACAGCUGGGCGCAGAGUGUCGAACGGUGCGGCUUGUUUUGUGUCAAGGCAGCUUAGAGCCUGGCCACAACAACAACAACAUAUAGAAUGGAGGUAAGAGACCUUGGGCCCUUCAGUCGGGCGCUCCAGGUGCGAGAAUCAAGACGCACGCAGGUGCUUUGCUCUCUCUAUCUCUCUCUCUGCCAUUUAAUUCUUUUUUUUUUACACCUUUGACAAAGAAAAUUAUGGUUAAUACCUCCGACACUGGAUACGGUCAGGAAGAAGGUGUUGAACUGAUGUCCCAAAAUGACGUCAGGUACAGACAAAACCGAUGGAGUUCACGAAGGAUCCGAAAGCGUGUCGUGUUAAAAAAUGGCGAGUGCAACGUCGUUCAGAGCAAUGUGGCCAAACGAAGGCGUCGCUAUCUGGCUGAUAUUUUCACUACUAUGGUCGACAUCCAGUGGCGCUGGACGCUUCUCAUCUUUACAGCCAGCUUUGUAUUGAGCUGGAUGGCCUUCGCCGUCCUAUGGUGGCUCAUUGCUUUCACUCAUGGCGACCUAGAACCCGAGCACCUUCCCGAUAAUCAAGGAGCAUCCGGCUGGAAACCAUGUGUCGGCAACAUUCACGGAUUCGCUUCGACGUUUUUGUUCAGCAUCGAAACUCAACACACAAUCGGCUACGGCUACAGAUACACGACCGAAGAGUGUCCUGAAGGCAUUUUCGUCAUGUGCAUUCAGAGUAUUAUUGGCGUAAUGAUUCAGGCAUUUAUGGUGGGCGUCGUCUUUUCGAAAUUGACUCGACCAAAGAUGCGAGCCCAGACGUUGCUGUUUAGCCGCUCGGCUGCUAUCUGCCAACGGGACGAUCAACUCUGUUUGAUGUUCCGCGUGGGUGAUAUGCGCAAAUCUCACAUCAUCGACGCCAGCAUCCGCGCCCAGAUGAUUCAAAUGCGAGUGACCAACGAAGGCGAAAUGAUUCCAUACUUUCAGUACGAGUUGAAAGUUGGUUUCGACCACGACGAGAGCAAUCUGUUUCUCAUCUGGCCCAUGACGGUCGUUCACAAAAUCACGCCCGACUCGCCGCUAUACAACGUUUCGGCUUCCGAUCUGCUUAAGGACAAAUUCGAAAUUGUCGUUAUCCUGGAGGGCACCGUUGAGUCGACCAGUAUGACCACACAGGCCCGCUCUUCCUACCUGCCUUCCGAGAUCAAAUGGGGUCACCGGUUCGAGCCGCUCGUAUCCUUCCGCAAGGAUACCGGCCAAUACGCUGUCGACUAUAGUCUCUUUAACAAUACCUACGAAGUGGACACGCCACUUUGCAGCAGCCGGGACUUGGAUGAGUUCAAGAAACUCCGCGAGGAAAACCAAACAGGUAACGUGCCAGCAACCAAGCAAGUGACACGACCAGUGCAGCAGACGAUGCCUUUGCAGACGAUACCAUUGCAGACGAUGCCUCUGCAACUCACUUACAACCGAAAUUUGUUGAUCGAUCCAGCGAUCGUCAACACUCCAAUGAUGAGGGGAGCCGCACCUCUGGCCUUAUCUCCUGCUCCAAUCGCGACCGUCAUCAGUUCCAGCAAUAUCAUGCGACCAGCAGCAGCAGUAGCAGCAGCCAUGUCCGCACCAGUAGUGAACCGAGUUGAUCCACCGACCAGCGACUCUGCUGCCACGUGAAUAAUCUAGUGUGUUAAUUAACAAACUAAUAAUUUCCAUCAUCACCCAGUAAAAUGGGAUAAUGUAGAAAAGAAAAAGCCAGAAGAAUACUUUUUGCCUUAUAACUAGGUCUUCGCAUACCGUAAUGUGCAUUUUCACCCUUUUAUAUCCCCUGAUUAUAUAUAUAAAUAUUAUUGGUCGUUUAGGAUUCAAGUAACAAUCGUCAAUAAAAAUAAAACAAACACACAAAACACGUAAUUGUUGCUGGAACGUUAUGUACCCUUACACUCACUCGAUUCGUGUAUUGAAAUAAUAGCGAAAUUUUGUCUUCCAAAAUGUAAUGCCUUGUUCUGCCUUUUGUGUGUCUACGCACAACGAACACAACCCGACACCGAGAAGAACUCUCGAAUGUCUUCUCUUUCAUUACAUAUAUAUAUAUAUAUUAUUCUUUUUUUUUAUGUUUUUGAUUUUGUAUCGUUCGUCAUAGACCGAUUAAAUAUUUGUAUGCGGAACCUUUGGUUUCAAUACAUCAUGAAUGUGAAUUUUCA